CCCGGAUCUUGGUCCUCACGACAGGAGUAGCCAUACUACCACAACAACCCAGCUACUCAACUAACCGCCACCAUGCCUACCAGGUUCUCCAAGACGAGAAAGCACCGUGGCCACGUCUCGGCCGGUCACGGUCGUGUCGGUAAGCACCGCAAGCAUCCCGGUGGUCGUGGUAUGGCCGGUGGUCAGCACCACCACCGCACCAACUUGGACAAGUACCACCCUGGUUACUUCGGUAAGGUUGGUAUGCGGUACUUCCACAAGCAGCAAGCCCACUUCUGGAAGCCCGUCCUCAACCUCGACAAGCUCUGGUCUCUCGUUCCCGCCGAGACCCGUGAGGCCCACCUCAACGGCUCCAAGUCCGACACCGUCCCCGUCAUCGACCUCCUCCCCCUCGGCUACUCCAAGCUGCUCGGCAAGGGCAAGCUCCCCGAGGUCCCCAUUGUCGUCAAGGCGAGAUGGGUCAGCAAGCUGGCUGAGAAGAAGAUCACCGAGGCUGGCGGCGUCAUCCAGUUGGUUGCGUAAAUGUUGAAAAAAGGAAAUCACGGUUGGAAUUUUCAUCACACUUGGGGCUUUAUGGGAACGGAAAUACCUGACGAGACCGGAGGGCCGGCUCUCGUCACAAAGCAUCGACCCCCCACUACACGCGGAGUUACAAUGAAGGAAAACCCGCAGGGUCGGCUCCGGCCUCUUGAGCAUCGCAUGGCAUGAUCGGCUUUACGAAAUGGGAGUUCUGCUGAAUACAAAAAAAUCAUUUGAACAAA
Messenger RNA from Microdochium trichocladiopsis, 761 nucleotides. Its product is annotated as 60S ribosomal protein L28. Gene Ontology annotation, cellular component: cytosolic large ribosomal subunit; ribosome. The coding region runs from base 73 to 522 and encodes 149 amino acids. The record is from RefSeq and is a predicted model, not a curated record. NCBI's taxonomy places the organism in Eukaryota, Fungi, Ascomycota, Sordariomycetes, Xylariales, Microdochiaceae. Gene Ontology annotation, biological process: translation. Gene Ontology annotation, molecular function: structural constituent of ribosome. The transcript is spliced from 3 exons.